CGCACGCGACCCUAUUGUGUUGCCUUGUUGACCAGCGCCCUUUCGAAUGCAAUUAAUAACACCUUAUAGGGUUUAAAUUGACGGGCCGGGCGAGGGGGACUGACAGUCUAAACCCCCGGCACCGGAUCUGUUGGCUCGCGGUCGAACGAUUGCUGCGGGGCGAGAUUAACACCGAGAAUCUUUUCCUACUGUUGUGCGGGAGCGCGCACGCCGCCAGGCACCGCCCGGGGCUACACGGCGCGCACGACGGCGGGGAGUAUUUCAGUUUGCUCGCCGGAGACUUGGCAUGUAUUUUGGUGUUGACAGCGGAUUGAACCAACUUGCCGGCAUGUUUGUGAACGGGCGCCCUCUACCGGAGACGAUGCGACACCGUAUAGUCGAGAUGGCUCAUUGCGGUGCGCGACCCUGCGACAUCUCCAGGCAACUGCUGGUGUCCCACGGCUGUGUGAAUAAGAUUCUAGGUCGAUUCCUCGAGACCGGCUCUGUUCGGCCGGGGACUAUCGGUGGGAGUAAACCCAAAGUGGCCACGCCCACCGUGGUGGAGAAGAUUGAACGCUACAAGCAGGAGAACCCGACCAUCUUUGCCUGGGAGAUCAGAGACAAACUCAUCUCAGAAGGUGUCUGCACGACUUCGACGGUGCCCAGCGUGAGCUCCAUCAACCGCAUACUGCGCAAUCGCGCCGCCGAGCGCGCAGCCGCAGAGUACGCCAGGGCCACUGAACAGGCAUAUCUGAGUGACUACGCCAGUGCCUGGACGCACUACGCGUCGCCCUACGGCAUUGGCCCCGGCAUGAGGAUAGACGGGCGACUGGAUCCCAGGCAGACGUUGAGGGCGUGCUGCUCUGGUUUCCUGUGUGGGUCGCCAUAUGGAACAUACCAUCCGAGUAUCCUACCAUCUUCCAACUCGCCGUCACCUUUGCCGACCGAGGGCCAGAGCGACGCUCCCUUCUCUGCCUCCUCGUCCUCGGCCAGUCCCCGGGCCCGCUCUCCAUCGCCUUCCGCUACUCCCGUCUCUUCCUCGGAGAACCUUGCGUACCAGGCCCAGCUUGAUCCUUCGCCGUACAGGGACCCGAUCAGCGAGGAGCAAAGACGCAAACUCCGGCGGAGCAGGACCACUUUUACCCCCGAACAGAUCCAGAUUCUAGAAAAAGAAUUCGAGAAGUCUCACUACCCCUGCGUCUCCACGAGAGAAGACCUAGCAAACAAGACCACGCUCUCCGAAGCUCGGGUACAGGUUUGGUUUUCCAACCGUCGGGCAAAAUGGCGGCGCCACAAGAAGAUCGGCAGUCUGCCUUCACAUCCGGGGCCUUUGCUGUCCCAUCCUUCCCACAAUGCCCUGUACUCUACGUCAGUGGCCCUGCCGCGCGCGUACAAGGCGGUGGAGCUAGAGGGCGGCAAGGUCACGCUCAGACCCUCCAUCUCGUCGGCCUUCACGCCUCUCAGUCUGGCUAAAGCCACGCCCUCGUCCGCCUCGUCUAGUGGCUUGCAUUAGACCACAGCAGAGGGCGCCCCGCAGCCCUUGAGCAUGUCGCGAGGGCUUGUUUAAUUUUUUUCUUUUACCUGGCAAGUAUCAAAGGAAGUGACGCUCAUAUCAGUGGGCAGAUUUGUAAUGAAUUCCCAACAAGGUACAAGACAUUCAUUCUCAAGUAGAAAAAUCCUCAUGAAUCUAAUUAUGAUCUGUGAUAAAGGGAUUUCUUUGUUAUUUUUCAUUUCAUCCUGGCUACUUGCCUACUUGUGACUUUACAUGAUGUGAUUGACUUGUGGUUUGAUUAGUGAUGGACCCCACUAUAUAACUUUGUCAAUAGUUAGACAUACAUGUUGACAGAUGUGGACUAGUCCAUAAUAUUCAAAGCUUUUUAAAAUUUCCUUUUAAUGCACCACUGAAUUGCUAUUGUAUAGGCAUUUGCGGCAGUCAAGAGAUUGUUUCCAUGGCAUGGCCCUCGUGUGUAGUAGACAACCGCAUUUAGGGAUGUAGUCAAAUCUCAAGUCCAUCACAAGUCCAGUCUCAAAAUCGCAAGUGCCCUCUCAAGUAAAGCACAAUUCCACAGUACACACGUCCGGUAAUAAGUAACAGUUGAUGAACAAAGGAAUGCCUUUGUCAAAGCUCAUCAAUAUAAUAGCUCGUGAGUUGAAUUGAGACUGGAGGACUUGCGAUGGACUUGCAGGAACUUGCAGGAAGCUGUGUGAUGAACUCGACUUUAGCACUCAUUUUGUUCUAAAGAAGAUGCCUUCUUACAUCUAUUGCUUACACAGUCACUUGUCUAUGAAGGGAAUGUGUAGCCUUGUAGGCCAAGUUCGGGCGGUCUGCUCUCGACGCGGUAUUGUUCUUGCAAAACCCUGACGGAUAGGUGGUGUGUGAUCCUGUUCUGAGUGCAGUGUUCGUGGGUAGUGUUCCCGCCGUUUGAGCGCGAGAACAAUAUACCCGUGUCAAGAGCAGACCGCCCAGACUCGGCCAGAGUGUACAUAAACAAUAUUUUGAACGCAUGAGGGCGCCACCAAUGGUCCGUUUUAAGGUACACAGCUUCACUUGCAAGUUUGCUGAGAUUUACAUUGGCUUUUCAACAGUCCUCAUUCUUGGUAAUGAAGGAGAUUUAAAUUUGCCGAUGUAAAGCUACUUCAAAAAUGGCGGAGUUGGGCCUGUUGUUACCUCAAAAGAUGUUCUUGCAGCGCCCUCACACGUCAAAAUAUAUCAUUUGUUUGAAUGUUUCCCUUCAAUGUGAGUUAAUUGUAAAAUCACAAUAGGACAAAAUGCAAAAAAAAAUAAAUACACGUGUACUGCAAAUCACACAAUCUUCUAUUUAGCAGGCAAACUGGGCUGCUUUACAAAGUCAUACAUUAUAAAUAAUUCACUUUGUCUAAACAAAUGCAUUGCCUCACACUUAGGCCUAAAAAGAAAAUAUUAAACCGAACGCGCAGUGCCGCUAUUUGUAAAAUACUAGCAGCAGUAAGAUUAAACUAUUACUUUUUUUAAUUUAUGAUUCGGUACUGACAACCAAAGUUUUAAAGAACAAAACUUGAUUUACUAAAUUUAAAACAAAUAUAUUAUUUUAAAAGGUACUCUUUAUUAUAUGAUACUUUAAUCAGACGCACGCAUAACCAAUAUUGAAUAGAACAGUUUAUUUUGACCAGGAAACAAUACGGUCACGUGAUCAAGUUAUAAUUGUGUAAGUGACGUUUGAAAUAAUUGAAAUAACUUUGGGUUGAGGCCGCUCAUGAAAGAUAUUCUAUAUUUCACUGUUUGUUCAGUGCUUUCUUGUAGCUUAUGAGUGACAACAUCUCAGUUUUAACGACACUUUCAUGCUUGCUAGUGCUUAUCCAUUCGUCUACCGCAAGCAGACGUGAAAUCUUCAAGAAAGCUAGUUCAGGAUACAUGAAACCAACUCCAUUAUACGUAACGAAAUUCAUCAUGACUAGUCAUAUUCGUUGUUACUGGACCUUAAUAUCCAGAUUUAGUACGUUUAACUACAUUGUAAAAAAAAUGGCUUUAGGCUAUCAGCUUCGGUCCAAAAAUUGGGCCUCCGGUAUCAA
Messenger RNA from Patiria miniata (bat star), 3528 nucleotides. Its product is annotated as paired box protein Pax-3-B-like. NCBI's taxonomy places the organism in Eukaryota, Metazoa, Echinodermata, Asteroidea, Valvatida, Asterinidae. The transcript is spliced from 7 exons. Gene Ontology annotation, molecular function: DNA-binding transcription factor activity, RNA polymerase II-specific; RNA polymerase II cis-regulatory region sequence-specific DNA binding. Bases 287 to 1492 code for a protein of 401 amino acids. Gene Ontology annotation, biological process: regulation of transcription by RNA polymerase II; anatomical structure development. The record is from RefSeq and is a predicted model, not a curated record.